Anopheles gambiae (African malaria mosquito) is the source of this 2661-nucleotide messenger RNA. RefSeq lists its product as uncharacterized. Bases 1 to 2661 code for a protein of 886 amino acids. The record is from RefSeq and is a predicted model, not a curated record. The transcript has 3 exons. NCBI's taxonomy places the organism in Eukaryota, Metazoa, Arthropoda, Insecta, Diptera, Culicidae.
AUGGAAGCGGCAAAUGCUAACCUCAAUCUGGAGGAGGUUACGCAAAACGUGGCUGAGAAACAUAACCUCAAACUGGUUGAGGUUAUCCAACAAGCGGCAGAAACACCCAUGCCUUCUUCAAGUGGGACAAGCUACAACGCGGUGAGCAAACCUAACCUCACUCCUGCUAAGGUAUCCGACAGUGUGGCUAAUCGGCUAGCCAUUAUGAAGCGGCGGCAGGAGGCGGAGAGGAAACGGAUGGAGCUCGAGUUGCAGCUGAAGUUUGUGAAGGAGGAGGAGGACUUGUUGUCCGAGGAGUUGGGUGUGAUUGCGAUUUCGGGAGCAUCGACUGUGACACCGUCCCGGCCGGAUGGAGAAUCGAUGCGAGGCUCGCUGCAGGAUGAGCGUGGUCCCGCCCCGCGACUGGAAAGUGUUCAUCGAAACGUGCCAACCGAAUUACCCGAGUUUUCAGGGGACCCGGCGGAAUGGCCCGUAUUUAUUGCGCACUACGAUUACACAACGGAGAAAUGUGGUUUUUCCAACUGGGAAAACAUGAUACGGCUGCAGAAGGCGCUCAAAGGACCUGCGCUAGAAGUUGUGCGAAGCCGUUUAGUGCUACCGGAGGUGGUGCCACAAGUGAUUGCGACGCUGCGAUCGCGCUAUGGUCGGCCGGAACAUCUCAUUUCAGCGCUGAUUGGGAAAAUGCGUCGGAUGCCUGCACCUUGCAGGGAGAAGCCCGAUACUGUUGUGGCGUUCGGCGAGGCAGUGCGGAGCAUGGUAGAUCACAUGCAGGCUGCUGGUCUACGGGCACACUUGACCAACCCGUUGCUGCUGCAAGAGAUCGUGGAAAGGUUGCCGACGAGCGAGCAGUACAGCUGGGCACGGCACAUACGAGGCGUGACGGAACCGGAUCUUAUCGUGUUUGGCGAAUUCAUGACGGAAUGGAUGGACGAUGCUGAAACGUUAACCAGGCUGGAUUCACCCUCAUUGAAAGCAGUAGACAGGAAGAAACCUAACACCAAGGGUUACGUGCAUGCGCACGUGGAAAACCAGGGAGCGACCACAUCGGGAACAAGAGCCAUCCAGUCUCGCGAGAUCGGCAGCGAGCAGAAUAAUAUAGAAAGCCGUGAAGGAGGAAUCGAUGGUGGUGUCAUUGCGGAGAGUAACCAUCACCAAUACGUGUUAUCAUCAUCGAAGGCGCUAUUUCGAAUAGUGCCUGUCACCGUGUAUGGACCGGCUGCUACGGUGACGACGUUUGCGUUUUUGGAUGAAGGCUCGUCCAUGACGCUGGUGGAUGACGAUUUGGCUGAACAAUUAGGUGUUGAGGGCAAGGUGGAGCCACUUUGCAUCCGUUGGACAGGCAACACUACAAGGGUCGAGGCUGGAUCCAGACGAGUAAACCUGAAGGUGGGACCUGUUGGUUCUACAAAGCGGUUUGCCAUCCACUCGGUACGGACUGUGCCAGGGCUAAACCUACCUCGACAAUCCUUCGUGCAGGACGAAGGGAGAUGGCAACAUUUGGAGCGGCUACCGAUUCGGCAAUAUCGGGAUGCGGAACCCAAGCUGCUUAUUGGAUUGGACAAUUUGCGGUUGGCGGUCCCUCUCAGGACUAAGGAGGGAGGCGUUGGUGAUCCAAUCGCAGUAAAGACACGCCUUGGGUGGUGUAUUUACGGAAAACCGGCGAAUCUGGAGUGUGAACGGUUGUUGCAUAUUUGCGAGUGCAACGACCAAGGUAACAUUCACGAGACGAUUCGGGAAUAUUUCGACAUGCAGUUGAUUGGUGCUGCACACGGCGUCGAACAGGAUCCAGAUGAGCGGCGUGCGAAGCAGAUUCUGGACACUACCACGGCACGAAUCGGGAAGCGAUUCGAAUCGGGAUUACUGUGGAGGAAAGAUGACAUCGAGCUACCUCCUAGCAUCGACAUGGCGCGUCGUAGGUUCAAUUGUUUGGAGAGGAGGAUGGAGCGAGAUGGACAUCUUAAGGAACAAGUACAUCGCCAGAUUCGAGAUUUGUUGAGCAAGCAGUACGUUCACAAGGCUACGUUGCGUGAGCUGGAGGAGGCUGACCAGCGACGCGUAUGGUACCUACCAAUAGGGGUGGUUACCAACCCAAAUAAACCUGGAAAGGUUCGGCUGAUUUGGGACGCGGCAGCUAAGGCGCAUGGAACAUCGUUGAACGACAUGCUGCUGAAGGGACCAGACGAGCUGAGCUCGUUACUUGGCGUACUCUUCCGAUUUCGUCUGUACGCAGUGGCGGCGUGUGCAGACGUGAAGGAGAUGUUUUUGCAGAUUAUGAUACGAAAGGAAGACAAACACGCGCAGCGUUUCUUGUGGCGUUACGAACCAACGGACGAGUUGGAAACCUACAUCGUGGAUGUUGUAAUGUUCGGGUCUGCGUGUUCACCCGCAACGGCGCAGUAUGUCAAGAACCGAAACGCUCGAGAGCACAUGGAACAAUUCCCACGAGCGGUGGAGGGAAUUAUUGAAAGCACUUACGUAGAUGACUUUCUGGACAGCUUCGAGACGGAAGAAGAAGCAUGUCAGUGGGACGAAGAGAUUAACGACAUGCAGUUGAGACAUUGGCGUAGAUGGAUUGAUCUGCUUCCGGCAAUAGCAGACCUACGCAUUCCGCGCAGUUACUUUGCGGCAGCAUCGAAGAAGAUGUACGAGAAUGGCGAAUAG